AGCACCUUCACACCGUCUACAGAUUGCUGAGGAAGACAUUGUGUCUAGUAGGCAAUCAUGCAGAUCUUCGUGAAGACCCUCACGGGCAAGACUAUCACCCUUGAGGUGGAGUCUAGCGACACCAUCGACAAUGUCAAGCAGAAGAUCCAGGACAAGGAGGGCAUCCCCCCUGACCAGCAGCGCCUGAUCUUCGCCGGCAAGCAGCUCGAGGAUGGCCGCACCCUCUCCGACUACAACAUCCAGAAGGAGAGCACCCUCCACCUCGUGCUUCGCCUCCGUGGUGGUGGUAAGAAGAGAAAAAAGAAGGUCUACACCACCCCCAAGAAGAUCAAGCACAAGCGCAAAAAGACCAAACUCGCUGUGCUCAAGUACUACAAGGUCGACUCCGACGGCAAGAUCGAGCGUCUUCGCCGCGAGUGCCCUAACGAGACCUGCGGUGCCGGUGUCUUCAUGGCCGCCAUGCAGGAUCGUCAGUACUGCGGUCGCUGCCACCUCACCUACGUCUUCGAGAAGAGCUCUUAAAUUGCUGGAAAGCUUAGGGGCAUGAUCUGGGACGGGGAAUGACAAUACCACAUCUCGCUAGGAUUGGAACUUCAUGUAUGGCGUUUUGAGCAGACAUCAGGGUACCUUUGACUGGCAAGGGAAAGCAAAAAUGGGAAUGGCAUGACCGACUUGGCCGAAUCAUUGCUACUUG
This is a messenger RNA of Neurospora tetrasperma FGSC 2508, 694 nucleotides long. RefSeq lists its product as uncharacterized. The transcript has 3 exons. Lineage: Eukaryota; Fungi; Ascomycota; Sordariomycetes; Sordariales; Sordariaceae. The coding region runs from base 58 to 522 and encodes 154 amino acids. The record is from RefSeq and is a predicted model, not a curated record. Gene Ontology annotation, biological process: protein ubiquitination; translation; modification-dependent protein catabolic process. Gene Ontology annotation, cellular component: ribosome; cytoplasm; nucleus. Gene Ontology annotation, molecular function: structural constituent of ribosome; ubiquitin protein ligase binding; protein tag activity.